ACGAGUACGAGUGACGAAAUACGUAGUUUUACUAUACUACGCACAUUUCUGUAUAAUGGAAUGCUAGUUGCUUUCAAUCGUAUAAGACCAAGAAUAUCUCUCUCUCUUAGCUCUACUGCCUUAAAGUCAUCUAGAAAAAUGUCUAAUCCGCAAGGGGAGACGCAUAAUUUUCCCAAAGAAGAAGAGAAGGUUUUAGAGUAUUGGAAGAAAAUUGAUGCAUUCAAAACAUCUUUGAAGUUAUCCGAAGGUAAACCGAGAUUUACUUUUUAUGAUGGACCUCCAUUUGCUACUGGACUACCCCAUUAUGGGCAUAUAUUGGCUGGGUCAAUUAAGGAUGUUGUAACUCGUUAUGCUCACCAAUCAGGGUUUCACGUAGAAAGAAGGUUUGGAUGGGAUUGCCAUGGCUUACCAGUUGAAUUCGAAAUCGAUCAGAAACUUGGAAUAAAGGGACCUGAUGAUGUACAGAAAAUGGGUAUAACUGCAUACAAUAAAGAGUGCAGGGCGAUUGUAAUGAGAUAUGCAAAGGAAUGGGAGAAUGUUGUUUCUCGUCUUGGGAGAUGGAUCGAUUUCGAAAACGAUUACAAAACUUUGUAUCCAUCAUUUAUGGAAUCAGUAUGGUGGGUGUUUAAGCAACUGUUUGAAAAAGGAAUGGUAUACAGAGGAUUUAGAGUUAUGCCCUAUUCAACAAAAUGCAAUACUCCACUUUCAAAUUUUGAAGCCAACCAAAACUACAAAGAUGUUAUUGAUCCUACUGUUAUUGUGAGUUUUCCACUGGAUGAAUCUCCGGACGUUAGCAUGAUUGCCUGGACAACUACUCCUUGGACAUUACCUAGCAAUUUGGCUCUUGUUGUCAACCCAGAUUUUAUGUAUGUAAAAGUAAAAGAUAAUUCUAAUGAAAAAGUGUACAUUAUGAUGGAAGAUAGACUGGAAUCAUUAUUUAAGAAUAAUACAGAGUACACUAUCAUUAGCAGAUUUCCAGGAAGAGAUUUGAAAGGAAAGACCUACAAGCCUUUAUUUCCGUAUUUUGAAAAGCUUAAGUCAAGUGAUGGAGCUUUUCAAAUACUUGUUGAUGGUUAUGUGACAAAUGAUAGUGGUACCGGAAUCGUACAUUCGGCUCCUGCCUUUGGAGAGGAUGAUUAUCGUGUUUGUUUGGAAAAUGGAAUUUUAAAGCGCGGGGGUAAACUACCAUGUCCAGUUAAUGAAUCAGGUAUUUUUACCGAAGAAGUUGAAGAUUUUAAGAAUAUCUAUGUUAAGGAUGCUGAUAAACUAAUCGCAAAGAAGUUAAAAGAAUUAGGUCGAUUGGUCCACCAAGGCAACAUGAAACAUAGUUAUCCAUUCUGUUGGAGAUCAGAUACUCCACUUAUCUACAAAGCUGUUCCCGGUUGGUUUAUUCGUGUUGAGAAUAUUGUUCCAAAUCUAUUAAAAAAUAAUCAAGAUUCUUAUUGGGUUCCUGAGUUUAUAAAGGAGAAACGCUUUCACAAUUGGUUAGAAAAUGCAAGAGAUUGGAAUGUUUCAAGAAAUCGAUACUGGGGUACCCCUAUGCCAUUGUGGGCGAGUGAAGAUUUUGAAGAGGUAAUUUGUAUCGGUUCAGUUGAUGAACUUCACAAGCUUUCUGGUAUUAAAAUAUCUGAUCUUCAUAGAGAAAAUGUUGAUAACAUAACAAUACCUUCAUCAAAAGGUAAUGGUACUUUAAAAAGGGUUCCAGAAGUAUUUGACUGUUGGUUUGAAAGUGGCAGUAUGCCAUAUGCUCAAGCACAUUAUCCAUUUGAAAACAAAGAGGAAUUUGAAAAGUCGUUUCCUGCUGAUUUUAUAGCUGAAGGAGUUGAUCAAACUCGUGGUUGGUUUUAUACAUUGUUAGUUAUAUCAACUCAUUUGUUCAACAAACCGCCAUUCAAGAAUCUUAUUGUAAAUGGUCUUGUUUUAGCCGCAGAUGGAGAGAAGAUGAGUAAACGAAAGAAAAACUAUCCAGAUCCUCUAUCUGUCAUUGAUAGAUAUGGUGCAGAUGCAUUAAGACUGUAUCUUAUUAACUCCCCAGUUGUUCGAGGUGAAACUCUAAAGUUUCGAGAAGAAGGAGUACGUGACAUUAUCAAGGAUGUGUUUUUACCAUGGUUUAAUGCCUAUAGAUUUUUAAUGCAGAAUAUACGAGUUCAGGAAAAAGAUCAUGCUUUUAAAUUUGUUUUUGAUCCAUCAAAAGUUGAACGUUCAGACAAUAUUAUGGAUCGUUGGAUUAUAUCGUUUACGCAAAGUCUUUUGCUUUUUAUUAAGCAAGAAAUGGCGGCUUAUCGUCUUUACACUGUUGUUCCUCGUUUAAUGAAGUUUAUUGAUAAUUUAACUAAUUGGUAUGUGCGUUCAAACAGGAAGCGUUUAAAGGGUGAAUCCGGACCUACAGAUGGUUUACAAGCACUGCAGACAUUGUUUAAUGUAGUUUAUACAAUGGUAGGCGUGAUGGCUCCUUAUACUCCGUAUUUAACAGAACAUAUGUAUUUGAAUCUUAAAGGUUUUCUUGUUGAAGAUGGUGUUGAUCCAAAAACUAAAGAAAGUGUUCAUUAUCUAAUGUUGCCACAACCUAGAGAAGAUUUGAUUUUCUUGGAUGUUGAACGAGCUGUGUCUCGAAUGCAAACGGUUAUAGAGUUAGGAAGGGUCACUCGUGAUAGAAAAACAUUGCCUUUAAAAUAUCCACUUCCAUCCAUUGUAAUUCUUCACAGUGAUGAACAAUACAUGAAAGAUAUUUUAUCAUUGCAGCAUUACAUUCGUGAGGAACUGAAUGUAAAAUUAGUAACUACUUCCAAUGAUAAAGAAUUAUAUGGACUUCGACUAAAAGCUGAUUUAGAUUUUCAAGCUCUUGGAAAGCGUCUAAAACAAGACUUUAAGAAAGUUCAAGAAGCCAUUAAUGAUGUUACUGAAGAUGAACUCAAAGCAUUUAAAACUGUUGGUAAACUUCUUGUUGCUGGACAUGAGUUAUUUGAAAAUGAAGUUAAGAUUAACUAUUCCUUUGUUAACAACAAAACAACCAAUAUGUUUGAACCACAUUCCGACGGAGAGGUAGUAAUUUUAUUAGAUACAACUCCUGAUGAAUCAAUGUUAGAUGAAGGAAUAGCAAGAGAAAUAAUUAAUCGAAUGCAAAAGUUGCGGAAAAAGGCUGGUCUUGUUCCUACUGAAGAGAUAACAGUAGUUUUCGAAAUUAUUGCAGAUAAAGAUGUUUCCGCAUUUGAAAAACUUAGUUUAGUUGCAAAAUCGCAUUUAAAUUAUAUGGUUGAUAGCAUUAAACAGCCUGUUGUCCUUGCACCAGGGCCUUCUUUACUAGAAGAAAUUAUAAAUGAAGUAGUUGACUGUAAAGGAGCAAAACUCAAACUAAAAAUUUUACGUGGUCGCCAAACAGAUAAUUUAAACAGAAUAGAACCUUAUUGUAGAUUUAUAAAUAUAGAAUUAGUCCAUAGUUGCGGAGAAACUGCUAAAUCUAAUCAUGGAACAUUAUUAUUAGAAAAUCCCUUUGGUAACUGUUUUUUAACGAAAGCGGAAAUGUUGAAACAGAUCAAUAAUAUAUUUGGCAUUAAUGGUUCAUACGUAGUUUCACCAAGUCCAGACCUUAAACAAGAUAUCGAAGAACCUUUAACUAAAUACCACGGAAAGACACUGUACGUGGGCAAAUCCACUAAAUGAAAAAUCUAAAUUAUUAUUUAUGUAUUAUAUUUAGGCGAAACAACUAUUUAAAAGCAAAUGAUUAA
Molecule: messenger RNA, 3725 nt
Organism: Hydra vulgaris (swiftwater hydra)
Lineage: Eukaryota; Metazoa; Cnidaria; Hydrozoa; Anthoathecata; Hydridae
Product: isoleucine--tRNA ligase, cytoplasmic
Biological process (GO): isoleucyl-tRNA aminoacylation
Molecular function (GO): ATP binding; isoleucine-tRNA ligase activity; tRNA binding
Source: RefSeq, a predicted model, not a curated record